UCUGCUCUUUCUUCUUUUUCUCAGAUAUUUUUGGCAGCCCUCUCAUACAGCUAUAUAUGCAAGGCACUAGGUGGAAUCUGUAUGAAAAGUUCUAUCACUCAAAUAGAAAGAAGAUUUGACAUAUCAUCUUCCACUGCUGGUUUGAUUGAUGGAAGCUUCGAAAUUGGGAAUUUGUUAGUCAUUGUAUUUGUGAGUUACUUUGGAUCCAAACUACACAGACCGAAGCUGAUUGGAAUCGGAUGUUUCAUCAUGGGUGUAGGGGCGAUUCUGACUGCGUUGCCGCAUUUCUUCAUGGGAUAUUACAGGUACUCAACAGAAAAUGACAUCAACUCUCUAGAAAACUCCACAUUGAUGUGUUUGGUCAACCAAACUGCGUCAUUCACUGAGACCUCACCUGGGAUAGUGAAGAAAGGUUGUGAAAAGGAAUCCAAGUCCUACAUGUGGAUUUAUGUCUUGAUGGGGAACAUGCUUCGUGGGAUAGGGGAAACACCAAUAGUGCCCCUUGGAGUUUCCUACAUUGAUGACUUUGCAGAAGAAGGGCACUCUUCUAUGUACUUAGGUAUUCUGCAUAGUGUAGCAAUGAUUGGUCCAAUCCUUGGCUUUAUCUUUUCAUCUGUGUCUGCUCGGUUAUAUGUAGACGUUGGAUUCGUAGACCUGAAAAGUAUCCGAAUAACUCCUAAGGAUGCUCGUUGGGUUGGUGCCUGGUGGCUCAAUUUCAUUGCGAUGGGACUAUUAUCGAUUAUUUCUUCCAUACCCUUCUUUUUUCUACCCAAAAUUCCAAAGACAUCACAGAAGGAAAGGAAAAACUCAGCAUCUCUACAUGUACUGAAAAUAGAAGAAGAAAAGAAUCUCAAGGCUAAUUUGACCAAACAGGAGAAACAAGCUCCUGUCAACCUGACUGGUUUUCUACAGUCUCUGAAAAGCAUCCUUACCAACCAUAUAUUCCUUAUAUUCUUGGUACUUACUUUGCUACAAAUCAGCAGCUUUAUUGGCAGCUUUACCUACUUGUUCAAGUUUAUAGAGCAACAGUUCGGCCAGUCAGCAUCUCAGGCCAACUUUCUGUUAGGGGUCAUAACCAUACCUGCUAUGUCAACUGGAAUGUUUAUUGGAGGAUAUAUUGUUAAAAGAUUCAAACUGACUGUUAUUGGAAUUGUCAAGUUUGCAUUUUUCACCACCUUCAUGUCCUAUGCGUUCCAACUAUUAUAUUUCCCUCUACUCUGUGAAAACAAAGCAUUUGCUGGCCUAACCUUGACCUAUGAUGGAAUGAACCCAGUGGACUCUCAUACAGAUGUCCCACUUUCUUAUUGCAACUUAGACUGCAGUUGUGACAAAAAUCAAUGGGAACCCAUUUGUGGGAAGAAUGGAGUGACUUACAUUUCACCUUGUCUGGCGGGAUGCAAAUCUCGUGGUGAUAAGAACAACAGUACUGUAUUCUAUGAUUGCAGUUGUAUCAGCGACUCUGGUUUCCAGAACACAAACCACUCAGCACACUUUGGUGAAUGCCCAAAAGUCAAUUGCAAAACCAAAUAUUACUUGUAUAUACUUUUUCAAGUCAUACAUUCUUAUUUCGUUGCAAUGGGAAGCACUUCGUUUAUCUUGAUUCUGAUGAAGGCUGUCCAACCUGAAUUGAAAUCACUUGCAAUGGGUUUCCACUCACUGGUCAUACGAACACUAGGAGGAAUUUUAGCUCCAGUCUACUAUGGGGCAUUGAUUGACAGAACAUGUAUAAAGUGGUCCGUCACCAGCUGUGGAGCACGUGGGGCUUGUAGGGCAUAUAAUGCAAGAUUAUUUGGGAACAUCUACUUGGGUUUGAAUACAUCUUUAAAAACAGCAGCACUUCUUUUAUAUUUAGUAUUACUUUUUGCCUUGAAGAAAACAUAUAAAGGAAAGGAUAGCAAGACAUUGGAAAAUGGUAAAAAAUUCACAGAAGAAGGAAACCCAGAAUCUGUAAAUAAAAGUGGAUAUUAUUAUGUACCUUCUGAUGCACCAAGCAAUGAAACACCUCUUUAAGAUGCAUCUAUUGCUGUGUUUUCAAACAACUCCCUAGUUCUUCCAUUAAACAUUUUCACACUUUACAUAUGAUAGAGAAUGGAUAAUCCUAUGAAUUUAUAAUGAAACAAACUGCACAUCAAAAGAAAUAAAAGUGUUCUUGUAAGGGUAUAGCUGUGCAUUUGAAGCUAGGAUUGGAAUAUAUGAUCUGUAAAACUUUAAAGAAUGAAAGUUGGUUAGUUUACAUUAGAAAAACAAGUAUUCAUUUAAGCAUUUAUACCUCAAUCAAAUGAAUAAAAAGGCUAAUGUGGACAAAGGG
Acomys russatus (golden spiny mouse) is the source of this 2308-nucleotide messenger RNA. RefSeq names its product solute carrier organic anion transporter family member 1B3 (gene Slco1b3). Gene Ontology annotation, molecular function: protein binding. The transcript is spliced from 13 exons. Gene Ontology annotation, biological process: sodium-independent organic anion transport; transmembrane transport. Gene Ontology annotation, cellular component: membrane. Lineage: Eukaryota; Metazoa; Chordata; Mammalia; Rodentia; Muridae. The record is from RefSeq and is a predicted model, not a curated record. The annotation marks the transcript as partial.